This is a messenger RNA of Alligator mississippiensis (American alligator), 763 nucleotides long. Its product is annotated as trefoil factor 3. Bases 112 to 495 code for a protein of 127 amino acids. The transcript has 5 exons. The record is from RefSeq and is a predicted model, not a curated record. Gene Ontology annotation, biological process: maintenance of gastrointestinal epithelium. NCBI's taxonomy places the organism in Eukaryota, Metazoa, Chordata, Crocodylia, Alligatoridae.
CAGGACUGCUGAGGUGAUCUACUGUCCUGUGGAGCCUGAGGACUGCCUGAUCAACAAUCAGGUUAAGACAUCCAUUAGGGCCCACCUGAAAGCAGAAGACUACCUACUGAAAUGGAACCGAAGGGCCUUUGGCUACUGGCAAUUCUCCUGGUGUUUGGACUUACUACCCUAAUAGACGGAGUCGAACCACCAACUAAAUGCCAGUGCGCUGAAAAACCAAACAAGAGAAGGGAAUGUGGGUAUCCAGGUAUCAAGGCUGAGGAGUGCCAUAAAAGAGGAUGCUGUUUUGAUGCAAGCGUGACUGGUGUUCGUUGGUGCUUCAAACCUUUCUCAAAACUAGCUACCGGUGAAUGUUCUAUGAAUGUAUACGAUAGAAAGGAAUGUGGAUUUCUAAUCUUCUCAGAAAAAUGCUGUCUGAAAAGAGGAUGUUGUUUUGAUUCUUCAUACCCAGGCGUUAAACGGUGUUUCCAUCCUAACAUCAAAAACGAUUGUUAAAGAAGCAUGCCCCGGAGAUGGCUGUCAAUAGAACCAGAGAAAAAGGAAAGUUUUUAAAUCUCAUGGCAUGUUGCUCUAAUACUCUGUCUUCCAGCUCAUCCCUGUUUUAGGUGUAUUACUUUUUAAUAACAUAGUUAAUCGCUGAGAAAAAAAGAGGUGGGAAGAGGGAUUUUUUCAGGGACAAUAUUUUUUUAAAUCCUUUUCCCUGGGCUAUUUGUAUUGACAUGCUUAUCAUUUUCAAUUCAUAAAAAUAAAAUACGUAACUGUU